AUGAUCGUAUUUCUUGCCUGCACUCUUCAACUGCUGAGCAUUAUAUAUUCUGGAAUGUCGUUUUUCAAAAGCCUCUCUCCCACAUCCAAGAAGAUUGUAUUUGAUGUAACGCUGUUGGCAUUAUCUCAAGUUGCACUCUACUACGGAGUAAAAUGGGUUAUAUCAUCGCUUGACCCAAUGAGAAAUAAGCGGGCGGAUUCCAAAUCCAAGAGCAAUAAAAUCAUGAGUAAACUAGGACUACACGACAUGAAGCUCAAUGAGCAUGAAGAGAUUAUUUCUGGUGAAAUUGUCUGGCCAGAGGAUCUCACAGUAGGGUUUGAAGAUAUUGGAGGCUUGGAACCCAUCAUCGACUCGCUCAAGGAGACUGUUAUUUAUCCACUAGUAUAUCCCGAGCUAUUCGAAUCGACGUCCUCUCUUUUUGGUCCACCAAAAGGAGUGUUGCUAUAUGGACCUCCCGGAUGUGGUAAAACUAUGCUGGCAAAAGCUCUUGCAAAAGAAUCAGGUGCAUGCUUUAUCAAUUUGCAUGUUUCAACCUUGACCGAGAAAUGGUUUGGAGAAUCUCAAAAACUCGUCAAUGCAUUGUUUUCAAUCGCAAAAAAACUACAGCCUACUAUUGUGUUUAUUGAUGAAAUUGAUGCAUUUCUUCGUGAACGUCGUAGCAAUGAUCACGAAGCAACAUCUAUGAUGAAAUCAGAGUUUAUGACACUUUGGGAUGGGCUGGCUUCAGGAGAAAAUGGCAGAGUAAUCAUUCUUGGUGCAACGAAUCGACCUACUGAUCUGGACAAGGCAAUUCUACGUCGCAUGCCAAAACGGUUUGCUAUACAGCUACCUAAUGCUUCACAGCGAUCAAAGGUCCUUCAGCUGUUGCUGAAACGGAUUAAUCUCGAUCCCUUGUUCAACUUUGAAGACCUUGUUUCGCAAACUCAUGGAUAUUCUUGUAGCGACUUGAAAGAACUGUGUCGAAAUGCAGUCAUGGUUCCUGUUCGUGAAUCCAUCAAAACCAUCAAAGGGGAUUUCAAAAAUGCCGACUUGAGGACUACCAAGAUUCGCCCAGUAACAGUGUCGGAUUUCUUUGCACACGACACCAAUCUAUUUGAUAGUGCAGUGUUUCCCGAUUCAGUGGAUUUAGACUGAUUUUAUAUCAUUCUAUCUUAUCGAUAUAUACUUUCGUUUAUUUCACAAUAUUGGAUAAUCUUCCGUAAGGACUUUUUCGAUUGCGUCUUGUUCAUGGCAAUUGAAUAGUGAUGUGGACCCAU
This is a messenger RNA of Batrachochytrium dendrobatidis JAM81, 1256 nucleotides long. RefSeq lists its product as uncharacterized. The transcript is spliced from 8 exons. Bases 1 to 1134 code for a protein of 377 amino acids. Gene Ontology annotation, molecular function: ATP binding; ATP hydrolysis activity. Gene Ontology annotation, biological process: extraction of mislocalized protein from mitochondrial outer membrane. Gene Ontology annotation, cellular component: mitochondrial outer membrane. The record is from RefSeq and is a predicted model, not a curated record. NCBI's taxonomy places the organism in Eukaryota, Fungi, Chytridiomycota, Chytridiomycetes, Rhizophydiales.